Messenger RNA from Uranotaenia lowii, 1312 nucleotides. RefSeq lists its product as uncharacterized. Gene Ontology annotation, cellular component: nucleus. The record is from RefSeq and is a predicted model, not a curated record. The coding region runs from base 115 to 1113 and encodes 332 amino acids. NCBI's taxonomy places the organism in Eukaryota, Metazoa, Arthropoda, Insecta, Diptera, Culicidae. Gene Ontology annotation, molecular function: zinc ion binding. The transcript has 2 exons.
UGACAGUUUCCUUCCUUUCGUCGUUUUGUCCACUUGUUUGUUGUUUUUGAGACAGAUUGGUUUUGUUGUGGAUGAAAAUUUAUUCGUUUAAAAAUUAGAUUGAGCAAACGUAAAAUGCAAAUACCGGAUACGGGUCCUACGAGCUACUGCAGGCUCUGCUUCUCCCAGCAAAACGUCACCUGGCUGAUAGAUUCCGAUCAGCACCGGUUGGUACUGCAGAUACAUGAAAAUCUCGGUCUCCAUCUGUCCGCUCAGCAGGACGACUUUCCCUGCGGGAUAUGUCGACUCUGUGCCCUGACGUUGGAAACCUUCGUAGAGUUUCGGGAACGUUCAAAAAGUUGUGAUUUUCUCCUUAGAGCCGAACGGAUGAAAAACUUCGAGAUUGAGAGCUUCGACAUUAAGGAAGAGAUCCUUUCGGAACCGGAAAAGCCUAAUUCGAGUGAUGCAAGGCCUGACGUUGAACCAGCGAAGGAAACAACUUCCAAUCCUAUCGUUCUUUUUGAGGUACCAGUUCCCACGGUUAACGGUGAACCCAACCAAACUCAACAAGCGAAAGUCAACAUCAUAAUAAGCGAAAGUACAAGUCCCUCAGUUCCAUCUCAACCGGAGAUACCGAAAGCUAAAACGAAAAGCAGUAGGAAGAAAUCAAAUCAAAAUAAGCGACAACUGCAUAAAGAUAAAUCUUCAGACGACGAAGGACCAAAAACCAGCCCUGUCCCUCCGACCGACAUUAAGGUUCCUAAGUUUCGGGUAGUCGCUAAAAAACGGCUGCAGUCAGAAAUAAGAAGUGCUAAGCAAAGGGGCAACCUUCGAUUCAGGACCUGUCGACACUGUCAGCAAAUAUUGAACACGAUUGGGGCGCGUAUCGGACAUGAGAGAACGUGCGAAUCCGCCAAAGGGAAACCUACUUCUCCGCCCAGCAACUUCAAGCCGAUUUCGCCCAAAGACAUCCGGAGGCAACUGAGUCUUUACUCGAUUAACGAUUAUGCUACCAAACCCCAACCGAAUAGUGUUGUUCUAAACGCGAAACGGGUUGCUACCAUGCACCAGGCGGGACCCAUAGGUGGCGAUGUUCAAACCACAAGUCCGGAAGAACCGAACGAUAAAGAGUAACAGGAUUCCACGAUUUUCUGACAUGUUUAGUUUAGUUUAUAAUUUUAGCUGUAAGCUGUUGUUUCUAGCUCUUUUUUUAAGACCUUUGAAAAUGGAAGAAGUUAUUUGAAAUUUGUAAUCGAAACUAAGUAGGUAGCUAAGUCAUGCAUGACUUCUACGCACAUGUCAUAUGUCCAAAAUAAAUUCAACUUACUUUGAA